AUGACUCAGAGCGCAGACCUCCUGGUCAAAUUGGGCGGGCAGUUGGUUGACGCCCAUGCGAGUCGGAACCUAUUUCUGGCGUCGGAAGGGGCCGCCUGUCACUAUCAUUUCCCACGCAAAUACAGGCAUAAGAGGCAAGCGGAGCAAGCAUUCCUGCGCAUGCGCGGCGCGGCGGACCGAACUACAUUUACCAGCAGCCUCUGCGCGGCCGCGCAUGCCCAGCGGGCCACAGACUUUGGCGGACCGCUCCGCGGGCGUCAGGAACGGGACUUGGAGUCGGAUGCUGCCUUAAGUGGAGCCGCCAUGGACCUGACGCCCCCCGGACCCCCGCCGGAGUCCCCGGACCUGGAGGAACCCUGGCCCCCUGCCCGGCCGCCUCAGGGUGUGGGGGGGGACCCCGAGCUGGACGCCCCCGGGCCCGACGUCCAGGGCCUGGCGGGGCGGCUGGAGGCUCUGCCCUCAGAUCUGGGGGGGCCCCCACGACCCCCACGCGCCACCUCUGACGCCGGAGACGCCCCCGAGGACCCCGAGCUCGAUGGCGGCAGCUCCCCAGAGCCUUGGCCGGAGACCGUCCCCCUGGUGCCCCCCCAGAGCGCCGCCCAGGGGCCCCCCGCCCAGAGCCCGGGCGCCCCCGCCGCGGCCCCCGCCGCCCCCCAGGAAGUUCCCGGUCCCUGUGACCCUGAGGACCUGCUGGAUGGCGUGGUUUUUGGUGCUAAGUACCUGGGGUCCACGCAGCUGUUCUCAGAGCGGAACCCCCCGCCCGGCACCCGCAUGGCUCAGGUGCAGGAGGCCGUGGAGCGCGUCAAGUCGUCCGCUCAGGCCCCAGACGGGGAGACGCAGCCCAUGACAGAUGUGGACCUCUUCGUGUCCACCAAGCGGGUGAAGGUGCUGACGGCCGACUCGCAGGAGACCCUGAUGGACCACGCGCUGCAGACUGUGUCCUACGUGGCCGACGUGGGCUCGCUGCUGGUGCUCAUGGCGCGGGCUCGGAGGAGGGGACCCCCCAAGCCCCGGAAUUCCGGGGCCCCCCGCCGUCCACCCUGUCGCACACUGUGCCACGUCUUCCGCUGCCCAGAUGCCCAGCUGGUGGCCCGGGCCGUGGGCCAGGCCUUCACAGUCGCCUAUACCCACUUCCUCGCGGACAGAGGGCUGGACCCCAGCCAGGCAGCCGCCCUGCAGACAGGGGGUGUACCAGGGCCCCCGCACAACGGAGACCUGGACCACUUCUGCAACAGCGACAACUGCCGCCAGGUGUGCAUUGAGAAGCGUGCGGGCGAGGACCUGGGGCUGGCGCUGGUGUUGGCGGGGCGCGGGGCUCUGCUGCCCUCCGCCGAGGUGGCCAACCUGCGGCCCCGGGGUCCCGCCGCCCGCGCCGGCCUGAGCAUCGGGGACCGGCUGAUGGCGCUGGAUGGUCGCAGCCUGGUGGGGCUGCCGCUCCCCACCUGCCAAGCCACCCUGCGCGAGGCAAAGCCCCUCACUCGGGUGACUCUGAGCAUCGUGCACUGCCCGCCCGUCACCACCGCGGUGGUGCGUCGGCCCCAUGCCAGUGAGCAGCUGGGCUUCUGCGUGGAGAACGGCGUGAUCUGCAGUCUCCUCCGGGGCGGCGUCGCCGAGCGGGGUGGGGUCCGUGUGGGCCACCGCAUCAUCGAGAUCAACGGGCAGAGCGUGGUGGCCGUGCCCCACGAGCGCGUCAUCCAGAUGCUCACGGAGGCCCAAACGGAGGUCCACAUCAAGACCAUGCAGGAUACCACCUACCGGCUGCUGACGGGCCAGGACCAGCCCGUCUUCCUGUGAACCCCCCCACACCCCCACCGCUGUGCCUUAGCCCCUCACCUGCCCACGGGGGGCCCCCGAGUCCCAGCCCCCCCCCCCAGUUCUCUGAUGCCAAAGAAUUAAAAACAUGUCUGGAGCCGUGAGAA
Molecule: messenger RNA, 1919 nt
Organism: Erinaceus europaeus (western European hedgehog)
Lineage: Eukaryota; Metazoa; Chordata; Mammalia; Eulipotyphla; Erinaceidae
Gene: APBA3
Product: amyloid beta precursor protein binding family A member 3
Exons: 14
Coding region: 1-1794 (597 amino acids)
Biological process (GO): chemical synaptic transmission
Cellular component (GO): plasma membrane; cytoplasm; dendritic spine
Molecular function (GO): protein binding; amyloid-beta binding
Source: RefSeq, a predicted model, not a curated record